This is a messenger RNA of Salvia miltiorrhiza (redroot sage), 2407 nucleotides long. RefSeq lists its product as uncharacterized. Lineage: Eukaryota; Viridiplantae; Streptophyta; Magnoliopsida; Lamiales; Lamiaceae. The record is from RefSeq and is a predicted model, not a curated record.
AUGCCUCUUUUGAAAAGAAGGCCAUUUAUUUUAAUUGAGAAGCCUGAGGAUUUAAACCCUAAUGAGCUUGUCUUUCAAAUCCGGUUCACAAAGGAAAUCUUCAGGAGUUAUAAUGAAUAUUUGAAGAGGAUCAACUUAUAUCGCAAAAGUGUCUGGACAUGCAAAGCCACAGGGAAGGAACACUUGACCUAUGAAGAAGCCUUGGUAUCAGAAGAAAAAGCUUCUAAAAGAAAACAAAAUGAAGCUUCUAAAGGAAUACAAUAUGUUCCUGCCGAAUAUGUAGCUCCGAUUCUUCAUGAUGUCCAAUUCAGUAUGUUGAACUUAAAAGAUCUGGUCAAUUCAAUAGCUUCAAAGUUUCAAGGGCCCCUUACCAAGGGUGACGAAGUAUAUGGAAGAAAAGAUGGUCGUUUACAUCUAUGCAAAAUUGUAAAAGUUGUUGAGGUUGCCGACAUAAAACAAUAUGAAAUUGAGUGGCUGGGUCAUGACAAAACUAUCAGUGGAAAGGCAUUAGUUAAUGGUGAUGAAUUGAAAGUCAAGAAUCCACCAUUUAGUAAACGGGCUCUGAAGUUUUUCAUCAAAGAUUCAACUUACCGAAGUCUUCCUUGGGUUUUACAUGACAAUUUAUCGAAGAAGCAUGGGAUCUCAACUAUCCCUCCUGAAGAAAUGAAAAGUGAUAUUUCACUACAAAAUGGACUUGUUGUUUGUAGUAGGAAGAGGAAGAAAAGGGAAGAGACACAAAGUGCCAAGGUCGCAAGUGAAAAGGGGAUUAUAGUGUAUGUGCGGAGGAAUAAACUUGCAUCUUUGUUGAUGGGAAAGAGUGCUGAUGGAGAGGAUCAGUCCUUUAAGUAUCCAGUUGAUGACUUGCUGGUGCAACCUACCGCAGAAGAUCGACUUCUGACAGAAAGGCCUUCCCCAUGCAGGGAUUUCAAUGUGCCUAUGGAGUGUGUCGGGGAUCUUUUGAUGGUGUGGGAUUUUUGUACUUCUUUUGGAAAGCUGUUGAGUUUAUCUCCUUUCUCCUUAGAAGACUUCGAAAAUUCGCUUUGUUAUAAAGACAGCACUCCAAUCCUUAUUGUGGAAUCUUGUUCAUCUCUUCUCCGCUUACUUGUGAAGGACAGCAGAGAGUUUGCGAUGGUGGUAGAAAAUCGAAAAAGGAAACCAAAGAUUACACAGAUUACCUGGAUUGAAUAUCUAUGCGAUUUCCUGGAAACAAUUUCUGCUGCGAAAAUAUCCUCACACAUAAGUACCAUUAAACGAGGACAUUACGCCUUGUUAGAGAUUCAUAUUAAAUUGGCAAUUUUCCGCGAACUGGUUACUCAGGCUCUAGAGACAGAAACUGCGAAGAACAUGUUGGAUGAGUAUAUUGAAGAAGGACAGGCAUUUUCUGCUACACGGAGAGAUGAAGCUCUAGAUGAAGGUAGAAAGAGGAGAGAAGAAAGGGAGCGUAGGAAGGCAGAAGCUACUGGUAAAAGAGCUACAGGCUCACGCAAUGGAAUUACUAAUGAGAAAGUUCGCUCUCAAUCAAAUCAUUCAUCUGGACACAGUGAGAAUGAAGGAGACAGCACAACUAAGAAAAAUGCUAAGAAACGGAAGGUUGAGAUGAACACAACCUUUGAAGAUGUUAAUCAUCCAUCAAAGAGGGACAUCCAUAAAUUGAUGAAAAAUGAGAUUAAGGAAUCAAUAGAGAUGAAGAGUGCUAAAGAAAGGAAAGAAUUUCUUGAAAGGGAGAUUGAGAAGAGAUUUAUACGCACAAGUCCAUUAGGAAAAGACCGAAAUCAUUGCAGGUAUUGGUUUUUUCGGCGUGAUGGCAGAAUAUUUGUUGAGAAUUCUGAAUCCACGCAGUGGGGUUAUUAUCAGACCAGAGAAGAGCUUGAUGCUUUGAUUGGCUCUAUGAAUACAAAAGGUGAGAGGGAGAGAGCCCUGAAGAAGCAGUUGGAGAAGUUCUACAACAAAAUAUGCUUGGAACUAGAAAAAAGAUCAACGGAGGCUGUGCAAAGGGAGGAUGCAAUGGAAGAGGCUCUGGUACGGAGGUCAACUCGUGUUCGUGCCCCACCUGGGGAAAAUGCUACGCACUCGUUCCUUAAGUAUGUGAACAGGUGGAAAGAUCUAUAGGCAUUAUUUUUUAUUUUUUGGAGGUAUAGAUGCAGCUAACCACCCUGGUUAAGUGGCAAGGCCAUCUUGAAUGAUAUUGUUGCUUACUGGGAAUAUACAGUAGAUAGUUCUAUAUGAGAUGAAAUCCCCACACAUUCUUUGUCGGGACAGAAUUUUCGGAAUCUCGGCUUCAUCGGCCAUCAUUGGAUGGAAAUUUUGGUAAUAUACCCCAUCAAGAUGGCCGCUCAAUUUGAAGUUGCUGCUAAUCUUGUUAUUUUAUGCAUUGCACUCGUUAAUUUUAAUGAAUUUUGAAUUAUCA